AUGGUGGGCGAGAAGGUUCUCUUAAAAGUAUCGUCAAUGAAGGGUAUCAUGAGAUUCGGAAAUAGGGGAAAGCUGAGUCCGAGGUUCAUCAGUCCAUUCGAGCUGUUGGAGCGAGUUGUAGAGGUUGCAUACAAGCUUGCUUUGCCUCCUAGCCUAUCGGGAGUUUAUCCAGUAUUCCAUGUGUCUAUGAUCUGGAGGUACCAUGCCGAUAGGUCACAUGUGUUGGAUUACAAUACAAUUAUGAUAGAUGAGAUCUUGGGUUUUGAGGAGGAUCCAGUAGGUGUUGUUGAUAGGAAGGCACACAAGUUGAGGUCUAAGAAGAUUUCUGUAGUGAAGGUCUAG
Nicotiana tabacum (common tobacco) is the source of this 342-nucleotide messenger RNA. NCBI's taxonomy places the organism in Eukaryota, Viridiplantae, Streptophyta, Magnoliopsida, Solanales, Solanaceae. The record is from RefSeq and is a predicted model, not a curated record.